UCUUGGAGAAAACAGCAACAGCAACAACAACAACACAAGACAAUGAUAUAGCAUAGCAUGCUUCUUUUGGUUUUGUUUUCUCCCUUAACUUUCUGGUGAGCAAUGCACUUAUAGUAUUCUGAAUCAAUACAGCUUAAGUUUUCCCAAAUACACAAAACACAAUGGAGAAGAGGGUAGGAGAAAUGAAAUCAGAAACAAAGGCAAGGUUAGUAAUUUCGGUGAUACUGCACAUAUAAACAUGUACUGCCAACCGAUAUGUUUGCCACCAUUGAGACCCUUUGACAUAGUUCAGAUGGAAGAACAAGUCCACAGACCAUUCAAACUCCUAUUGAAUCUGUAUACUGACUAACAUACAUUGGGUAUGGAGGUCUUGGGGAAAAUAGCAUAGCUACAGCCAACUUACAACUUACAGCUUCUCAGGGGGGAAUGCAAAAUAAAUAAAACGAGCUGACAGAGUGUGUUGUUCUAGUUGAACAGAAAACAAAACCUUCGUCUUGCAUUGAUUUGCAAAGUUGUUUCUUCUUCACUUGGGAAAAAUGUAGGGGCCUUUCGUUGAAGAACACUUGCCUGCUUAAAGAUCUAUUCAAGUUCAAAGAACUCACCAAUUGACUGUCUAGGGUUGGGCCAGGAGGACUAGUUGGGAUUGAAAAUCAUGGAUACCAAUGAUGUUGAUGAUGAAGAGUUCGGGUUCUCAAGAAAUUAUUUUCUAGCAAAAGAGUUGGGAAGUUCUGGAAAGAAAUCAACUCACAAGCUCUCCGACAUUGAUCCUGUCGACGAACUGGAGCUAAGGGAGGCCAUAGCCAAUAUUGAGCCUAAGCAUGAGAGCGAAAUUGCAUCUUUGAUGAACAGUUACAGAAGUUCGUACUCAAAGUGGGCUUUUGAGCUAAGGUGUGGUUUUAGCCUGUUAAUGUAUGGGUUUGGAUCAAAGAAGGCCUUGAUUGAAGAUUUUGCUUCAACGACGUUAACUGAGUAUGGUGUUCUCGUAAUCAAUGGCUAUCUUCAGUCAAUUAAUCUUAAACAGAUGUUGGUAGCAUUGGCUGAACUUCUGUGGGAUCAGUUAAAAACCCAGAGAAGAACUCCUUCAGGAAACUCCUCCAAAGUUCAACAACCAUUUAAUUCCCGGUCUGUAGACGAUCUUCUUGCUUUUCUGGAUGGACCCCAAGUGGAGGGAGAUGAAUGUUUUGUUUGUGUUGUCAUUCACAACAUUGAUGGGCCUGGAUUGCGAGACUCGGAGACACAACAAUAUCUAGCCAGAAUGGCUGCUUGUUCUCAUAUAUGUGUUGUUGCUUCUAUCGAUCAUGUGAAUGCACCUCUUUUGUGGGAUAAGAAGAUGGUUCACAUGCAAUUCAACUGGUGUUGGUAUCAUGUCCCGACAUUUGCUCCAUACAAAGUUGAAGCAACCUUCUAUCCAUUGAUUCUCACACAUGGUGGCACCGCCCAAUCUGUCAAGACAGCUUCAAUAGUUUUACAGAGUUUGACUCCUAAUGCCCAAAAUGUGUUCAAAGUUCUUGCAGAACAUCAACUGGCUCACCCUGAUGAAGAAGGGAUGCCAGUCAAUAAUUUGUACACAAUUUGUCGAGAGCGAUUCCUGGUGAGUAGCCAGGUGACACUGAAUUCCCAUUUGACAGAAUUCAAAGAUCACGAGUUGGUCAAGAUCAGAAGACAUUCAGACGGCCAGGAUUGCCUGUACAUUCCUCUGGCAACUGAAGCACUUGAAAAGCUGAUACAUGAGAUCAGUCAAUAGCUGUUACUAGUGCACGCUAAUUCACUUCCAAUGGUUAACUGGGACUAGCUCAUCGUUUCCAAUAGGAAUGCAGCUUCUGAGUGGAACAGUCAUGCGAUGCAUUGGUUUUGGUCCAUCGUCUUGAAUUACAUGGACUCUUUGAAAUACUGUGUCGGACACAGGACACUUGGGCAAUAUUAUGAGACAUUUUGAAUUGGGCAUUAAACAUAUUGCAGUAAUCAAUCUUGGUGCAAAACUAUGCAUAAUAUUUUCAUACUUUGCAAUGGGCUGACCUUAUGACUCAAAUUACAGUCAUGUUAUUGUUGGAGUAAUUUGGAAGGGAUAACCAGAGUCCUGGGACUGUGGCUUGGGACAGACAAUUCAAGAAUUAUCUCUCAUAUAUACUAUUUGCUUUGACAUGGGAUUCCACCGUUAUUAUUAGUCCAUCUAAGGUUACCCCUCAGGUCCCAACCUCCGGCAUAUGGAUAUGAUUCGUAUGUUUAGUUUUCUUACAUUCUUGUACUGCUAAACAUCCUUUAGGUGACCUUGGGGUUUGGCCCAAUGGUCGUGUAAUUUGGAGCGUGAGGUCUAGGGUUCGACUCC
Molecule: messenger RNA, 2326 nt
Organism: Rhododendron vialii
Lineage: Eukaryota; Viridiplantae; Streptophyta; Magnoliopsida; Ericales; Ericaceae
Product: origin of replication complex subunit 2-like
Exons: 7
Coding region: 653-1744 (363 amino acids)
Biological process (GO): DNA replication
Cellular component (GO): nucleus; nuclear origin of replication recognition complex
Molecular function (GO): DNA replication origin binding
Source: RefSeq, a predicted model, not a curated record